GUCAUUGACACCGGCGCCCCCAUUACCGUGCCCGUGGGUGAGCAGACGCUGGGCCGUAUCAUUAACAUCAUCGGCGAGCCGAUCGAUGAGCUUGGUCCCAUUGAUACCAAGAAGUUCUAUGCCAUCCAUCGCCCAACUCCAACCUUCACUGAGAUGAACACCACAGCGCAGCAGCUUCUCACAGGGAUCAAGGCCGACGGAGGGGGUUUGGGUGAAUCUGUGCGUUUUUUGGAUGUGUGA
This is a messenger RNA of Symbiodinium necroappetens, 240 nucleotides long. Lineage: Eukaryota; Dinophyceae; Suessiales; Symbiodiniaceae. The record is from the annotation of a GenBank genome assembly.